Pseudovirgaria hyperparasitica is the source of this 2217-nucleotide messenger RNA. RefSeq names its product importin alpha. The transcript is spliced from 2 exons. Gene Ontology annotation, molecular function: nuclear import signal receptor activity; protein binding. Gene Ontology annotation, biological process: NLS-bearing protein import into nucleus. The coding region runs from base 109 to 1767 and encodes 552 amino acids. Gene Ontology annotation, cellular component: cytoplasm; nucleoplasm; nucleus. NCBI's taxonomy places the organism in Eukaryota, Fungi, Ascomycota, Dothideomycetes, Acrospermales, Acrospermaceae. The record is from RefSeq and is a predicted model, not a curated record.
ACUACACUCUCUCCACCACCAUUCGCUUCUUCCCGUUCGUACAGGGUGUAUCAAACAUACGAAGAAUUAUACUCCCCAGUAAGACAUUCAUAACGCAGCUUCAGUACAAUGGAGAACCGCUUCAUCCCCGAACAUCGUCGCAUGGGCUUUAAGGCAAAGAACGCCUUUAAGCCUGAAGAGCUGCGUAGACGCCGUGAGGAGCAACAAGUCGAGAUCAGAAAGGCAAAGAGAGAAGAAGGCCUCGCAAAACGUCGUGGUAUUACUACUCGUGAGGGUGAUGCCCCAGGCGCCUCACUAGGGGCUGCUCCCGACAGCGACGAAGAGGGCGGCAACAUUGAAAGUCAGCUUAAUGAGGAACUCCCUCAGAUGGUGAAGGGCGUUUUCUCUGAACAGAUCGAUGAACAAAUCCAAGCAACAACAAAGUUUCGAAAACUCCUCUCGAAGGAGCGCAACCCCCCAAUCGAGCGUGUCAUUGAGACCGGUGUAGUCAGCAGAUUUGUUGAAUUCUUGCGCUCACCCCACACUCUCGUACAAUUUGAGGCCGCAUGGGCUCUGACCAACAUCGCUUCUGGAUCAGCUCAACAAACACAGGUGGUUAUCGAAGCAGGUGCAGUGCCAAUAUUCGUAGAGUUGCUCAGCAGCCAUGAGCCAGACGUUAGAGAGCAAGCAGUAUGGGCACUUGGUAACAUUGCCGGUGACAGCCCUACCUGCAGGGACUUUGUCCUCGCGCAAGGUGCUCUGCGACCUUUACUCGCACUGCUCGGAGACAGCCGCAAGUUGAGCAUGCUUCGUAAUGCGACAUGGACCUUGAGCAACUUUUGCCGUGGCAAAACUCCACAGCCCGAUUGGCACACCAUUCAGCCUGCACUACCUGUGCUGUCAAAGCUGGUGUACUCGCUCGACGACGAGGUGCUCAUCGAUGCUUGCUGGGCUAUUUCAUAUCUGUCUGAUGGAGCCAACGAUAAAAUCCAGGCUGUUAUUGAAGCCGGUAUUCCCCGUCGUCUUGUAGAGCUGUUGAUGCAUGCUUCAACUUCUGUCCAGACCCCCGCUCUGCGCUCCGUCGGCAACAUUGUUACCGGAGAUGAUGUCCAAACACAAGUUAUUAUCAACUGCGGAUCUCUUCCUGCUCUACUUUCGCUUCUGAGUUCUACAAAGGAUGGCAUUCGUAAGGAGGCUUGCUGGACGAUUUCUAAUAUUACCGCUGGAAAUUCUACACAGAUUCAAGCUGUCAUCGAUGCUAAUAUCAUUCCUCCCCUCGUUCAUCUUCUCCAGAACGGCGAUUUCAAGACUCGCAAGGAAGCAUGUUGGGCCAUCUCCAACGCCACUUCUGGUGGCCUCCAUAAGCCAGAGCAAAUCCGCUACCUAGUUUCAAGUGGCUGCAUCAAACCACUUUGCGAUCUUCUAGCUUGCCCCGAUAACAAGAUCAUCCAAGUUGCACUCGAUGGCCUUGAGAAUAUCCUUAAGGUCGGUGAGAUGGAUAAGGACUCUGCGGAAGCCACUGCUGAAUCAAUCAAUCGUUAUGCUCUAUUUAUUGAAGAGGUUGGCGGUAUGGAGAAGAUCCAUGACUGCCAGAACAACGCAAACGAAGAAAUCUAUAUGAAGGCUUACAAUAUCAUCGAGAAGUACUUCUCUGAUGAGGAGGAUGCUGGUGGUGAUAUGAACGAGCUCGCCCCUCAACAAGGACAAGAUGGAUCUUUUGGCUUCGGCGCCCAGCAGCAAACUCAGCAGCUGAACUUUGCCAACGGUGGUGAGUCCAUGGACAUGUGAUGCGGCACAAAUGAAGGUCGAAGACAUCCCUUACAAUGGGGAUAUCAUUGGCAUAUUACGCGUACAUGUUGCCGUAUACAUACCUGUCUCAAGCGAAGUCGGGUCUGUCUUGGUACGUGUCUUUCAGAAGAGCUGAGAAGCCGUACACACCUUACCGCCGCCAUGCCCUCUUUCGCCUCAUAAUCCCCAAAUCUCGCAGCUUCACGAACGGACCAAAACGAGAGAAAUUCCUUGGACCAUUUUUGGUCAUGAGCAAUUACGAGCAUCGAAGAUUCACCAUCAUGUAUAUCCCCUUGAGCUUUUCACAACUCCAUCAUCAUAUCCCUGGACGACUUGGUAGUCUCUACCACACGGUGUUAAUUCGUUCGAAGCUCUGUAGCUAUGGUCAACAUGGAGGGCAUGUCGAUAGAAUAACGACAAAUGAAAUACCCUAUAUAAAACGCGUGCCCA